Messenger RNA from Penicillium pulvis, 951 nucleotides. Its product is annotated as Dyp-type peroxidase. Bases 1 to 951 code for a protein of 316 amino acids. Gene Ontology annotation, cellular component: cytosol. The transcript has a single exon. NCBI's taxonomy places the organism in Eukaryota, Fungi, Ascomycota, Eurotiomycetes, Eurotiales, Aspergillaceae. Gene Ontology annotation, molecular function: peroxidase activity; heme binding. The record is from RefSeq and is a predicted model, not a curated record.
AUGAGCAGUCAAAGAGUCCCCAUCGAGCCCCAGCGCGUCGACGCACCAUUGACCUCGUCAGCAACCUUCUUGGUGGUAACAGCAACCGAUAAACCGGACGCAAUUAAGACCAUCCGCUCAACCCUCGCGGGCCUAGACAGCCUCGCAAAGAACGUGUCGAUACGCGACCUUAAUGCCCAAUUUGCCUGUACAGUAGGCAUCGGCAGCGCAAUCUGGGACACCCUCACCGGCCUGCCUCGACCAAGCGAACUUCACCCCUUUCGCGAGGUCAAGGGAUCCAAACACACCGCUGUUUCCACACCGGGAGACCUACUCUUCCACAUCCGCGCCGAGCGCCGAGAUCUCAGCUUCGAGUUCGAGCGCCAGCUACUGGACCAACUAGGUGAUGCAGUAUCCGUAGUCGACGAAACAGUCGGAUUCCGCUACUUUGAUGUACGCGAUCUACUCGGUUUCGUAGAUGGGACUGCUAACCCGGUUGGUCCUUCUGUUCCAUCUUCUGUGCUCGUUGCCGAGGAAGAUACCUCGGCGCAGGGUGGAAGUUAUGUUGUUGUGCAGAAGUAUACUCAUGAUCUUGAAUCGUGGAAAAAGCUUCCAGUUGAGAUGCAAGAGAAGAUCAUUGGACGGACUAAAUUCGAGAAUAUGGAGUUGGAUGAUGCGGAGUCUGGGCAGCGGUCUCAUAAGACGCUUAAUACUAUUGAGGAUGAGGAUGGGAAUGAGCAUGAUAUCCUAAGGGACAAUAUGCCUUUUGGAUCGCCUGGCAAAGGGGAAUUUGGAACUUAUUUCAUUGGAUAUACGCGGAGAUUGUGGGUUAUUGAGAGAAUGUUGGAGCGGAUGUUCGUUGGGGAUCCGCCUGGCCUGCAUGAUCGCAUUCUGGAUUUCUCGACUCCGUUGACGGGAAUUACGUUUUUUGCGCCGUCGGCGAGUUUGUUGGCGAGUUUGGACUCGGAUUGA